AUGAAUGAUGACCAGCUUCGCAGAAGAGUAUCUAAAGCAUGCGAUGCAUGCCGCGCGAAAAAGAUAAAAUGUGAUGGAGAUGAACCCUGCUUCAAUUGCGUAAAGUCGUCCUGUUCAUGUACCUAUUCCCAUGUGGCGAAAAAACGCUUGAAACCACCAACACGAGUAUCAAAUCGGAAAAUUCUUGUGGAUCUAUCUGAACGUUUGUCGAAACUGGAAAAUAUUCUCUCUCAGAUCAGAGACGAGGCUUGCACGCCCAACGACAAUGCCGACAAAACCGCAACUCCAGGCUCCACCAUGCAAUCAGCCCAAAUGGAUUAUAGUGACUCCGAUUCCGGUGAAAGCAGCGAUAGAGAAUCUGAAGAGUUCGAGGAUUCAAAGAUUGAACAGGAUUUCCGUUACCGGCCUCACUCAGGUCGAAAACAACCAAUCGAACUUCUUCGCACUCAAUUGGAUCAAGAUGAGGCAGCAGCAGCAGAAAAUACCACUUAUAACUCCGGGGACUCCCCAUCAAUCCACAUUAUCGACAACGAGGAAAAAUAUGUUCAUCCAACUGCGAGGGCCACGUAUUUAGGUGCGUAUUCUGCUUUUUCGAUGUUCACCCGCAAGGGCGUCCAAUGGGUGCACGAUAAGCUUAUGGGAGGUCCUGAUAUCCUGGGGACUGUUUUGCAAGUACGAGCAGUACUUUGUAGCAACAAUUUUACUGCCUUUAAUGCCUGUUUUGAAAAAACGGGUAUAAUCGACACCUACGAUUUCCCAGAACCAGAAGCAUGUGAAGUACUUUUCCAAAAUUUUAUUACCCAUGCUAUUCCAGUAUCGCCUGUCGAGGUGGCCUACGAAAUUCCGCCAAUAAAGAAGAAAUUCGAAAGCUCACCCCGAAGCCUCAACGUCUCUGAGCUUUUUCUUGUCGACACUAUUUUACUCAUUGGUUCUACGAUUCAAUGCCAAAUCUGUCAUAUCAAUAAUCUCGACAGCACAAAAUGGACAAUGAUACAGACCCAAAUGAUGCUCAAAACUCUGCGGCUUUAUCAACAAACAAGUUUGGCUUAUUUUGGUGACGCACUUGUAUAUAUAAAGGGUGUUAUGCUAUUUUGCUGGCAAAUUGAAAACUCUCCAACCCCCCAGUUGGCCUACCUGCUGCUGUCGACCGCGGUGCGGCUGGCUCAGGAAAUGAGCCUGCAUCUGAGAGAGGCCUACCUUAAGAUACCUGAUGCUACAGAAGCACUAAAACGUCAUGUUCUUUGGAUGAACCUUUACCGAUUCGACAUUUAUCUGUCCACCCGUACUGGCAAGCCCUCGUCUAUCCACGAUGGAGAUACGAAUUCAUUAGAGGACUGGGACUUUUACCAAUAUAUUCAUGCUCAGCGACAAGGUGACGCGCUGGUUGUGAGAAACAGCUCAUCGGGUGAUGAAUUGAAGCAGUCUUUGUCAGAGUUGCGACCUGCUUUAGCAGGGUUUUGCUCGGACUCGAGGCAAGAUCUCAAUUUUGCUUUAAAAUUCUAUGAGUUGCAUCUUGCUCGGCAUUCAAGGAAAUGCUAUCGCUAUCUAUUAACAUGCAAAGCGUUGGAAGAAAAUGAUUACGAACGCAGAUCGGUGCUAGCACGAAAAUUGAAUUUAGAGCUCGACGAAUGGGUAGCGAUGCUUCCUCCUUUUAUGAGGCCAUCGGAUCAAAUUGAAAAUUUGAAAGAACUUGACAAUCUAUUGAAUUCAAUGCCAGAACGAUCCAAAACGAAUGCACCCUGGUCUUUUGUUGACGCACCGCCCGCUACUGUGAAGAUGAAAAUUAUCACCAUGCAUAUGGAGUAUUAUUUGAACCUUCUAUACACGAAUUGCGUGCUUAGCCGGAUUCCAUGGCAGACUCAAUCGGACUGUCCGCAUCCGGGAUCAAGGGAUCUUGGAAAUGACGAAAAAUGCACGUACGCGGCUAGAAUGAUGGUAAAAAUUGCUAGCCUAGUUGUAACUCCGACCAACCCAAACAUAUCCUUCUGCGGUAAUACACUGUAUGCGUUUUUGAGCGGAUUUUUGAAUCUUUUUUAUCGCUGCAUUGAAGAACCUAAAUCCAGAAGGGAAGAUUUGCUACUGCUUUACGACUCAACGCUUUUGAUGGUCAAAACAGCAAAACGACAAAGAAACGCGUAUUCGUUGAAAUGGACUGGUGUUUCAUUUAUGGCGUUGAGUUUGAUGAAGCUAGGCUCUAUAACUUACCGAGCCCAAACGAAUGAUCAUACUAUGCGUAUCAAAGAUGAGGUUAUUAUAAGUGAAUUAAAAGCACUUCAAGCCGUACUAACCACUCAACCCAACGAAAUACUUGCGCAGCUGCGCGCGAUAGAUGAAAAAAGAAACAAUUUGAAACCUACAGCUGAAGCCCCUAACGCGACGAACGAUAUUUCAGAAAGUAGUCCUUCAAGGAAAAUUGACACCUGGCUCGGUGACCAGAGUAGAGCUUUGAAUGACAAGAAUCUCGAACAGACUGCGCCCGACGUCAAUUUUACACCAUCAUUUGCACCUCCAUUGGCAGACGUGUGCAAUCUCCCAUUCCAAGGCAUUUCCACGGGAGAAAUUCCUUUCGAAUUGCUGCCGGAUACAGACUUUCUUGACCAGUUUUUCCGCACGGAGGAUCCAUCGUUGGACAAAACAUCUAUUUUCCGUUUUUGA
Molecule: messenger RNA, 2655 nt
Organism: Lachancea lanzarotensis
Lineage: Eukaryota; Fungi; Ascomycota; Saccharomycetes; Saccharomycetales; Saccharomycetaceae
Product: LALA0S09e03290g1_1
Exons: 1
Coding region: 1-2655 (884 amino acids)
Biological process (GO): DNA-templated transcription; regulation of DNA-templated transcription
Molecular function (GO): zinc ion binding; DNA binding; DNA-binding transcription factor activity, RNA polymerase II-specific
Source: RefSeq, a predicted model, not a curated record